GUCCCCCCCCCAAAAAAAAGCCAUCCCCCCGUUCUGCCCCGUCGCACAUUCGGCCCCAGCGACUCGGCCAGAGCGGCGCUGGCAGAGGAGUGUCCGGCAGGAGGGCCUACGCCCGCUGUUCGGCUUGCGCUAAAGCAGCAGGGAGGUGGGCGGCAGCUUCGCGGCUUCCAGAUACCAAUGGGGAUCCCGAUGGGGAAGUCGAUGCUGGUGCUUCUCACCUUCUUGGCCUUCGCCUCGUGCUGCAUUGCUGCUUACCGCCCCAGUGAGACCCUGUGUGGCGGGGAGCUGGUGGACACCCUCCAGUUCGUCUGUGGGGACCGCGGCUUUUACUUCAGCAGGCCCGCAAGCCGUGUGAACCGCCGCAGCCGUGGCAUUGUGGAGGAGUGCUGCUUUCGCAGCUGUGACCUGGCCCUCCUGGAGACCUACUGUGCCACCCCCGCCAAGUCCGAGAGGGACGUGUCUACCUCUACGACCGUGCUUCCGGACAACUUCCCCAGAUACCCCGUGGGCAAGUUUUUCCAAUAUGACACCUGGAGACAGUCCGCCCAACGCCUGCGCAGAGGCCUGCCUGCCCUCCUGCGUGCCCGCCGGGGUCGCAUGCUAGCCAAGGAGCUUGAAGCGUUCAGAGAGGCCAAGCGUCACCGUCCCCUGAUCACCGUGGCCUCCAAAGAUCUGGCCCACGGGGGUGCCUCUUCGGAGAUGUCCAGCAAUCAGAAGUGAGCCAAAUUGUUGUGAUUCUGUAAUGUGUACCAUCAGCUCUGUGACCUCCUCUUGACCAGGGACACUUCCAUCAUGUCCCACACUGAGACCUCUCUUCCAUUUCCACCCUGGGGUUUCCCCCACCCCAGCCCCCAGGCCCCGCCUCCCCACAUCAGACUCCUCCUCAGCCCCCCUCCACCGGGCUGAGGGAUUACACCCCCUUCAAAACCAAAACCAAUUAAUUGGCUUUAAACGUCUUCAAACAGACCCUCCCCCCAAAUUAUACAUAGGCCUCAAAAAUUGAAAGUAUAAGCCCCUAAAUUGUUCUCUCUCACACACGCAUAGCCCCACUUAAAAUCAAUCAACUUGUUCAGAAACACUAAUCAGCUUUUUUUAAAAAGUACUUAAAAAAAAAACAAUUGGCUGAAAAAAAUACUAAAAAUUAAUUGGCUUAGAAACAAUUGGCAAAAUAAAGGAAUUUGGCACGCC
Molecule: messenger RNA, 1188 nt
Organism: Sciurus carolinensis (gray squirrel)
Lineage: Eukaryota; Metazoa; Chordata; Mammalia; Rodentia; Sciuridae
Gene: Igf2
Product: insulin like growth factor 2
Exons: 4
Coding region: 178-720 (180 amino acids)
Cellular component (GO): extracellular region
Molecular function (GO): growth factor activity; hormone activity
Source: RefSeq, a predicted model, not a curated record